This is a messenger RNA of Rangifer tarandus platyrhynchus (Svalbard reindeer), 2832 nucleotides long. Lineage: Eukaryota; Metazoa; Chordata; Mammalia; Artiodactyla; Cervidae. The record is from the annotation of a GenBank genome assembly.
AUGAUCGACUUAAGCUUCCUGACGGAGGAGGAGCAGGAGGCCAUCAUGAAGGUUCUGCAGCGAGACGCCGCCCUGAAGAGGGCUGAAGAGCAGAGAGUCAGACAUUUGCCUGAAAAAGUUAAGGAUGACCAGCAACUGAAGAAUAUGAGUGGCCAGUGGUUUUAUGAAGCCAAGGCAAAAAGACACAGAGACAGAAUCCAUGGUGCAGAUAUCAUCAGAGCAUCCAUGAGGAAGAAGAGGCCCCAGGUGGCAGAUGAGCAGAGUAAGGACAGAGCAAACAGGGCAAUGGAAAGCUGGGUGAAUAACGUCCACAAGGAUGCUUUCCUCCCCCCAGAGCUAACCGGUGUUGUAGAAGAGCCAGAAGAAGAUGUAGCCCCAGCAAGCCCCAGUUCCAGCGUGGUAAAUCCAGCGUCCACCAUGAUUGAUGCAUCCCAGGAAAACACAAGAAAGUCAGCUAUAUCUCCAGCCAAGCAAAGGAAGAAUCCGUUUAAUAGCGCCAUGUUGCCAGAAGAUCACUUAUCUCAACAAACCAAAAAUGAGCAGUCAAAAAAUGGAAAGACUGGUUUCUUUCAGACUUCAAAAGAGGGGGAGUUGUCAGAGUCCAAAGAAGUGUCAUCUAUCCUGGAUAUUUCAAGCCAAAAGUUAGAGAAACCAAAGCAGACUCUUUCAGGUCCUGAGAAUGGGUCCCCAAUCAAGGCUCCAGUCCCCAAAGUCAGGAAAAUGCUCUACAAGUCCCAGGACUUAAAGCAAGAUGAUAACCAGCCUUUUCCUAGACAAAGGACAGACUCCUUGAACGCAAGAGGGGCUCCCAGAGGGAUCCUGAAACGCAAUUCCAGUUCCAGUAGCACAGACUCAGAAACUGUGCGUUUUCAUCAGAACUUUGAACCCAAAAGCAAAAUUGUGUCCCCGGGCCUAACCAUCCAUGAGAGAAUUUCUGAGAAGGAGCAUUCUUUAGAAGACGACAACUCCUCAAACUCGCUGGAGCCAUUAAAGCACGUGAGAUUCUCUGCCUUGAAGGAUGAGCUGCCACAGAGUCCAGGGCUGGUCCACAGCCGGGAAGUGGGAGAAUUUAGUGUUUUAGAGUCCGAUAGGCUGAAGAAUGGAACAGAAGGUGCAGGGCUCAAAGAUGAGGUUGGGAAUGACCCUUGGCCUUCCCAGUACACAAACGGUUUGCCUUUUCAGUCAUCAGCCUCAAGCCCAAGUCCAUCAAAAAGUGAAACAAGCCAGCCAACUACUUCUGGUUCCUUUCCAAUUAAUGAGCACUCUUCUCCCAAAGAAGUGUUAACUACAAGACCACUGUCCACUGAGAAUUCACACACCAUCAAUGAACACAAAACUAGCUCAUCAGAAUUGUCCAAAAACCCUGCUGAUGGACUGUCUCGCACUGAGCCCAGCUCACCUGAGGUGCCAGACUGCAGUUCUAGAGACCAUCAGCAAGGUUCAGAAGAAGAACCCAGUCCUGUUUUGAAAAUUUUGGAAAGGAGUGCUGCUAGGAAAAUGCCUUCCAAAAGUCUGGAAGAUAUUUCAUCAGAUUCAUCAAAUCAAGCCAAAGUAGAUAAUCUGCCAGAAGAAUUAGUACGUAGUGCUGAAGAUGAUCAAAAAGCAGAUCAGGAACCAGACACAAAUGAAUGCAUUCCAGGAAUUCCCACAGUGUCUUCACAGCCUGAUAAUCAGUUUUCCCACCCUGACAAACUCAGAAGGAUGAGCAAGUCUGUUCCAGCAUUUCUUCAAGAUGAGAGUGAUGACAGAGAGACAGAUACAGCAUCAGAAGGCAGUUACCAGCUCAGCAGACACAAGAAGAGCCCAAGCUCUUUAACCAAUCUUAGCAGCUCCUCUGGCAUGACGUCCUUGUCUUCUGUCAGCGGCAGUGUGAUGAGUGUUUAUAGUGGAGACUUUGGCAAUCUGGAAGUGAAAGGAAAUAUCCAGUUUGCCAUCGACUACGUGGACUCACUAAAGGAGUUGCAUGUCUUUGUGGCCCAGUGUAAAGACUUAGCAGCAGCAGAUAUUAAAAAACAGCGUUCGGACCCAUAUGUAAAGACUUACCUAUUACCAGACAAAGGCAAAAUGGGCAAGAAGAAAACACUUGUAGUGAAGAAAACUUUGAAUCCUGUGUAUAACGAGAUACUGCGGUAUAAAAUCGACAAGCAAAUCUUAAAGACACAAAAGCUGAACCUGUCUGUCUGGCAUCGAGAUACAUUUAAGCGCAAUAGUUUUCUAGGGGAAGUGGAACUUGAUUUGGAAACUUGGGACUGGGACAACAAACAGAAUAAACAAUUGAAGUGGUACCCUCUAAAGCGGAAGACAGCACCAGUUCCCCUUGAAGCAGAAAACAGAGGCGAGAUGAAGUUGGCUCUCCAGUAUGUCCCGGAGCCAAUGCCUGGUAAAAAACUUCCUACAACUGGAGAAGUGCACAUCUGGGUGAAGGAAUGCCUCGAUCUACCACUGCUAAGGGGCAGCCAUCUAAAUUCUUUUGUUAAAUGUACCAUCCUUCCAGAUACAAGUAGGAAGAGUCGCCAGAAGACAAGAGCUGUGGGGAAAACCACCAACCCUGUCUUCAACCACACCAUGGUCUAUGAUGGGUUCAGGCCUGAGGAUCUGACAGAAGCCUGUGUAGAGCUGACUGUCUGGGACCAUUACAAAUUAACCAACCAGUUUUUGGGAGGUCUUCGGAUUGGCUUUGGAACAGGUAAAAGCUAUGGUACUGAAGUGGAUUGGAUGGACUCUACUUCAGAGGAAGUGGCUCUCUGGGAAAAGAUGGUGAAGUCUCCCAACACUUGGAUCGAAGCAAUCCUGCCUCUCCGAAUGCUGUUGAUUGCCAAGAUUUCCAAGUGA